This is a messenger RNA of Zeugodacus cucurbitae (melon fly), 1010 nucleotides long. Its product is annotated as trypsin II-P29. Gene Ontology annotation, biological process: proteolysis. The coding region runs from base 30 to 971 and encodes 313 amino acids. The transcript has 3 exons. The record is from RefSeq and is a predicted model, not a curated record. Gene Ontology annotation, molecular function: serine-type endopeptidase activity. Lineage: Eukaryota; Metazoa; Arthropoda; Insecta; Diptera; Tephritidae.
ACAUUUUCUAUGAGUUUUUGUAUUGAAAAAUGUUUUUGUUCAAAUUUUGUUCUCAAAAAUUAUGUGCUGUAACAGUUAUAGUCGUUAUGUCGAUUACAUCGUUAGUGCUGUGCCACGAACAAUUACACAAAGUCUAUUCAGACCUGCACGAUCACGACGAUGUUGUUGACCGCGAUAAAGGAUAUAGAUUUCUAAUAACUGGCGGCUAUCGACCGCCUGAUCAAAAUCUAACAAAAUAUUUAGUUUCGAUAAGUCACGCGAAUUUUCGUAAAUUUUUUGGUGACGCACAUUUUUGCGGCGGUGCCAUCAUCAAAUCGAAUACCAUACUAACAGCGGCCCAUUGUAUAAGCAAACGUUUGAAUGGCUUUCAAAUGAUGCGUUCGAUUAUCGUAAUUGCUGGUACACCGAAUCGUCUACGUAAAACCAAAGACACACAAGUUAUGAAAGUGAAACGUGUUGCCGUCUAUGGCGCUUCGAAAACGGAAAAAUCCGUCGACAUUGCAGUUAUCGUUUUGCAGCGUCAUAUACACAUCGAUAAUGUGACAACAGGCAUAUUGCCGCUCGCCGAUCAUCCGCUGCGUCCCGGUGAGAAAUGCACUGUCAUUGGCUGGGGUCGUGUAUUCGAUCACGGUCCGAUGCCGGCCGUAGCCUUGUACGUGGAUUUGGUAAUAUGGCCGCGUCGAAAAUGUCAAUCGUAUAAAAGUUUCUAUGCGCCAUCUUUGAUAUGUGCCGGCGUGCCGGAAGAUCCCGAGCGUGAUUCAUGCGCCGGCGAUUCGGGUGGCCCGUUGAUAUGUAGCGGUCAAGUGGUGGGUGUCGUUUCAUUCGGCAUCGGUUGUGGCACGCCCGGCUAUCCCGGUUUCUAUACGAACGUUUACAGGUACUUGAACUGGAUAAGAGCAAAUCUUGCGCAUAAAUUACAGAUAAAUUAUUUUUUAAUAGCCCAAAUGAUAUUUUUCGUAUGUUUAUUGUAAACAAGGUCUUAGCGAAGAAUAUAUGUGAUUUAAAUUUAA